This is a messenger RNA of Spinacia oleracea (spinach), 2757 nucleotides long. RefSeq lists its product as uncharacterized. The coding region runs from base 555 to 2375 and encodes 606 amino acids. NCBI's taxonomy places the organism in Eukaryota, Viridiplantae, Streptophyta, Magnoliopsida, Caryophyllales, Amaranthaceae. The record is from RefSeq and is a predicted model, not a curated record. The transcript has 7 exons.
UGAGCCCUACCUUUCAUUCCUGCGGGAAACAAUAUCAAGCCCAUCCCAAUGAGGAGAGAGAAAACUACUCGAAACUACAGAUGGAGGCGGCAGUGAGCACACUCAUGACUCAUCUCACCGCGCUAUACUUGAAUUCAAAUUCAUUUCCAUUUUCUAUUUCCCAUUUCAAUUCGAAUCAAUUUUCUACUCUUGUAAACUAAUCCCCAAUUUACACUCACCAACAAAAAAGAUUCUCUCCAAAAAAACCAAAAAAGCUUAAAACCCCUCAAGAACAAACCCUAAUACCCGCGCUUCCUUCUCUAAUCUCAAUUUUCAUUCUCAACCCCACUUCAUUUCUUCUUUGAUUUCGGAAUUACCAACUACCCAUCAAAAUUCAAUGAGUUUCCUACCGACCCUUUUCAGCAAUCAGAUUCGCGUGCUUUUUUUGUUUGUUUCCCUUGAUCUAGGGAUUGCUUCUUGAUUUUUUGUAAUUUUUUACCUUUUCUGCUUGAUUAUCUUCAAAUUUGAGAUUUUGUUUCUCUUCAAAAGGGUUGAUUUUGAGCUAUAAGUUGGUAAUGGGGGAUGAAAUGAGUUCCCAUGGUGAUUCUGAGGCAUCUGGGAGGAUCCCACAAUCUGAUUCUAAGAUGGUGGUGGGUGCAAAGCGGAGAGGCCAAGAGUUGGAGGAUGACUCUCAUGCAAGUCGUAAGCAGAUUAAGACAAGGGAUCUCCAAUCAGUUCAUCAAUCUGAAGGAAUUGAUACUGAUGAACCUGACACUUCUAAAAUAGAUGAAAGUGAGGAACACAUGGACAUUAUAGAGACUCAGAGUUCGCAAGUUCUUGAUAAGAAUGCCAUUGAAAAUGCAGAUACAAGACAUUUAGAAGGGGGAUCGAAACAAUCAAUGCAUUUGGUUGAUCAUAAUGAUUCUACACCACUGGAUCUCAAUACUGAAAUGUGCACUGAUGAAAAUACAGGUUAUAUUGAAGCUGUUGUGUCUCUAGAAGGUCCCAAAAAACAUUCCUCACAUGCAAAAGGCAAAGCCAUCCUUGAUCAUAAUCAUAUGUCUUUGGAUGGUAAUCACUUGAAUCUUAAUGCUGAAGACGUUGCUAGCUCAGCAAAUCAUGAUCCUUUAUACACCCAUAGAUCCCAAAAUAAUCAGAAGACGAAGGACACUUCGGAUAGUGGGAGAACCACAGGCCGCUUGGAGGGUAAAGAUGCUCUAAGAAAGUGGAAAGAGAUGAAGAAAAAUGGUUUUAUGUCAUCUUCUAAUAGUUAUGGAGGCAUACCAGCAGCGCCUAAGCAGCGUGGAAGGAAGAACAAAAAUGAGGUACUCAAGCAGAAGAUGAUGGAACAAGCAAAGAAGGAACAGGUUGAUAGAUUUACGAAGAUGGCUGCUCCUAGUGGAUUGCUCAAUGGAUUGAACCCUGGAAUUAUAAACCAUGUAAGGAAUAGUAAACAGGUGCAUUCCAUUAUUCAGGCACUUGUGAAAUCUGAGAAAAAGGAAAAUCGCAGACAAGCAAACGAGAUGAAAAGUAGAGAACUAUCUGAAAGAAAUACAGAACAAGAAAAUUUAAAUAUUUCUGGGGUACAUGGAUCUGGUCUCUCUUAUUCAAUGCCAGAAAGCAAUUUACUCUAUGAGAACCAUUUUUUACAUCAUCCUUCAAACUUAUUUAGUUCAGGGGAUAGGACUGGAUGCAGGGACUCCGUCACCGAGCAGAGGAGAUCUUACCCAAAUGUAUCUUUGUUUUCAAACACCAAGAAUUACAGUGAGAAUGAUAUACUUGCUCUAAAGUUGGCAUCAUCAUCUAAGGUCACAGAAAGUACCAGCUGUCUUUCCAAUGAGGAAUCAGCAAAUGGCAGCAGUGUUGACACUCUUUCUGUCAAAGCUGCUACAGUAGCUUCCCAAUGGCUGCAGCUUCUACAUCAGGACAUAAAAGGCCGUCUUGCUGCUUUGCGUCGAAGUAAGAAGAGAGUACGUGCUGUUAUUACUACUGAGUUGCCUUUCCUGCUGUCAAAAGAAUUCCCUCCCAACCAGGAGAUUGAUCCUUAUGCUAUGAAGGAUUCUACUUCUGGUUACACUAGUAAAGCAACAGCUGAAUUGCAUCAAUCUCAUUGGAGUAAGCUGUUCAACCAGAUGGAUAAUUCUCUUUGUGAAGAGGAGAAACAACUGGAGUGCUGGAUAAAUCAAGUAAAUGAAAUGAUGUUACACUGUGAUCAAGGUCUGCAACAUGUACAUUGGAACACAAUAUUUGAGAUGCAGCAUGUGGGAAUUGUAGAUAACAACUUAAGAUCAAAGAUUGAUGAUCCGGAGAAAGAUUUGUCUGUAAGAGCUGCAGCAGCUUCCAUUUACUCGACGUGCAAUUUUCUUUCGUCAAGGGAAAAUGUCAGCUGCUGCUGACCAUUCUUCCCAACAUCUGAGAGUUGCUUGUUUCCAGUUACAGUUUUUUCGCCCUUUUCCUUACACAGUUCCAGAUCUUCUGAUCACCAUGUGCAUUUACAAAUUUCACCGCCCUGUUCCCCUGCGGAAUAAUGAUCUGUCUGAGCUUGUUUCCAUGUAGAAUUAGCUGGUGAGUUCACCAAUGUAUCCAGUCAAUUUUCUUAGAUGAUAGGUGUAGAAAACUGACAGUUUGGAUAUUCAUGUUAUAGUAGUUAGGAGAAAUUUUUCUUUACCCUUUUUCUGCUACUUGAUUCUCGAAAGUAGCUAAGCCAUUGUGCUUUACUGUAUUUAGGUGACUGAAUAAUUGUGUUCCGAAAUCUGAUAUGUCUCUGCUUGCGUAUUC